Saxophila tyrrhenica is the source of this 786-nucleotide messenger RNA. RefSeq lists its product as uncharacterized. The transcript is spliced from 2 exons. Bases 1 to 786 code for a protein of 261 amino acids. The record is from RefSeq and is a predicted model, not a curated record. Lineage: Eukaryota; Fungi; Ascomycota; Dothideomycetes; Mycosphaerellales; Extremaceae. Gene Ontology annotation, molecular function: oxidoreductase activity, acting on the CH-OH group of donors, NAD or NADP as acceptor.
AUGUCGACCAUACAGCAGUUGUUCUCGCUCGAAGGCAAGACAGCCUUGGUGACGGGAGGCACUCGAGGCAUAGGUCAAUCGAUGGCAUUGGCCUUUGCCGAAGCGGGAGCAGAUGUGUUGCUGGUGCAACGAGACGAGUCGAACCAGACCACAAAAGAAGCAAUUGAGUCGCUCGGCCGAAAGGCUCAGAUCUAUACGGCAGACCUAGCAUCUCAGGAAUCAAUCAAGCAGCUCGUGCCCAAAGUGCUCGCAGACGGCCAUCAAAUCGACAUCCUCCUGAAUUGCGGCGGCAUCCAGCGUCGCCACCCAGCUCACGAGUUCCCAGACGAAGACUGGAGUGAGGUCCUGCAAGUCAACCUGACCACGGUCUUCACGCUCUGCCGGGACGUCGGAGCGCACAUGCUCAAGCGAGACAAAGACCGGUACGGCAAACGAGGCAGCAUCAUCAACGUUGCGUCACUGCAGUCGUUCCAAGGCGGUCUCAACAUCCCGGCGUAUGCGUCCAGCAAGGGAGGAGUGGCCCAACUGACUAAAUCUUUGAGCAACCAGUGGGCGAGCGAGGGCAUCAAUGUCAACGCCAUUGCUCCUGGGUACAUCAGGACGGAUAUGAACAAGGCUCUGAUCAAUGACCCCAACCGAGCCAAGAGUAUUCUGGAGCGGAUACCGGCGGGGAGAUGGGGCUCGCCGGACGAUUUCAAGGGGAGUGUGGUGUAUUUAGCCAGCCGGGCUAGUAUGUAUGUUAGUGGUGAGGUGUUGACUGUUGAUGGAGGAUGGAUGGGAAGGUGA